AUGAACUACAAAUUAUCGCAGGAGCUUAUAGGCCACAGCCAAGAUGUGAAGGCUGUUAGCUUCAUCGACAGGAACACGCUCAUCUCCGGGUCGAGAGAUAAUACUGCGAUCGUUUGGAAGCGUGGCGAGGAUUCUGAUUGGUCAGCCACGGCGACGAUCAGCACACACGACAACUACGUCAACAGCGUUGGUUGGCUUGCAGCUGCUGAUCUCGUGGCCACCGGUAGUCAAGACAGUCUCGUAAACCUCCACAAAUACGAGCAUAACACCACCAGUAACCACAUAUCUGUCCCCGCUUACACCCUCCUCGGCCACUCUGCCAACGUAUGCUCAAUAGACACCUCCGCUACUGGCCUCGUAGCCACUGGAAGCUGGGACACUACAGCGCGCAUAUGGAAUCAGGGCGUCCAAGUUGCCUGCUUAGCUGCUCACUCUCAAGCAGUCUGGUCUGUGAAAUUCACCCCCGAUAACAAACACGUCAUCACAGCCUCCGCCGACAAAUCCAUCGUCAUCUGGGAUUUAGACAGUGCUAAGCCUGUACACUCCAUUCAGAACGCACACGAUGACGCUGUACGUUCACUCACCAUCCUCAACCAUGCCAUAGGCUUCGCUUCCGCUUCCAACGACCUCCAGAUCAAACUUUGGACUUUCGACGGCGAGAAUAUCAUGUCUAUGCAUGGACACACGGAGUUUAUCUACGCUCUCGCCACUCUCCCCUCUGGUGGAAUCGUCUCUGCUGGCGAAGACCGCUCUGUAAAGGUGUGGCAAGAUGGUGAAUGCGUCCAGACAAUCAUACAUCCUUCCACCUCCGUUUGGUCUGUCGCUGCGGCAGAAAAUGGCGACAUUGCGAGCGCAUCUAGUGACGGCAUUGUGCGUGUGUGGUCGGUGGAUCCUGCGAGAAUCGCACACCAAGACGCUCUCAAGACAUACGAUAAUCUUGUGGCUGGAUCCACGAUAAGCUCCCGCUCGUCGAACGGCAUUAACGCGAACGACGUCAAAAGCCCAGAAUCCCUACAGCAGCCCGGCAAGCGCGACGGCCACGUGAUGCUGGUUAAGGAUGCGCAGACAGUAUCCGCGCAUUCAUGGUCAGCUGGCGAGCAGACAUGGAAGAAGAUCGGAGAGGUCGUCGACGCAGCUGGCGGCGUCGAUCCAUCCAACAGAGUUAAACACACUGAUGGGAAGGAUUACGAUUACGUGUUUGAUGUAGACAUCGAAGACGGUAAACCACCCCUAAAACUACCCUACAACGUCAGCGAAAAUCCUUACAUCGCUGCACAACGUUUCCUCGAAAAGAACCUCCUCCCUCUUACGUACUUGGACGAGACUGUCAAAUUCAUAGAGUCGAAUACCUCAGGUGUCCAACUCGGUCAGGGCUCUGCGGAGUAUGUCGAUCCUUACACAGGCACUUCCAGAUACCAAAGCAACCCAGCUCCACCGCCAUCAUCCACCAAUUUGCAAGAUCCAUACACUGGCUCGAACGCAGGUGCAAGUGCAUCAACAUCUAAUAACUCUCCCCUCCCAAUCAAAGGUCCUUACUUGACAUUCAUCCAGGCCAAUGUUCCCGCUAUGCUCGACAAGCUCCGUCAGCUCAACGGCGGUGCUAAACACCCACUCGAUAAUACCCAGUUAGGCAGUAUAGAGAGACUGGGUAAGUAUGUCAUGGAAUCAAAUCCAGCAGCGGAAGUAGAUGUAUCUGAUUUAAGUGUCUUGUUACACGCUCUCCGUACCUGGCCAAAGAGCGAUAUCUUCCCAUUGCUCGACUUGCUCAGAGCUCUCGCUUCGCGUUCUGGUCUUGUUGCUUCGAGUAAUGACGUCACAGCAACUCUGCUCGACGCGGCCGAAUUCGUCCAGCAAACGAGUUCAACUGAUGAGAGCAACAUCAAGUCUCUUCAGACACGGCAGAUGUUGUCGUUGAGAGCACUUGCUAACACGUUCGGCAAUGAAGCAGGUCGCAAGACAAGAGGUGUUACAGCGGACGAGCUCCUUAAAUACCUCGACGGCAUACCUUUUGGCACCUUAAACAAGCUUGCCAAGAUUGCGCUCUCGUCCUUAUUGUUCAAUAUGACUGUGUUAUCGCUAUCGACGGAUCUAGCUACACCAACAUAUAACAGAAUACUAAGGGUAAUUUCCAAAACAUUAGAAAAUGGAUCAAACGACGAAGAAACGAUAUACAGGUUAUUUGCAGCAUAUGGGAAUCUUCUAUGUAAGCACAAAUCAACGCUAGACAAAGCAACGGUGGGCGGGAUGCAAGAGAUAGUCGACGUUCCUACAUAUAUACACCCAACAAGCUUAGCUAAGAGAUCUCUUGGUACCACCACCACUAGAUCUGCCGUUGCACAGUCUUCUGUCCUCGGAGGCGGAGAUAGCGGCGGCGGUGAGAUGAAUAGUCCUUCUGAGCUCGCUAGAAAAAUCUCAGCUGCUGUCCUCCCAAAGAUCGACAAGCCAAACGUUAAGAGAGUUUUAGUCGUCGGCUCUGGCGGUUUGUCAAUUGGACAAGCAGGUGAAUUCGAUUAUUCUGGAUCCCAAGCUAUCAAAGCCCUUAGAGAAUCUGGUAUCGAAGUACUCCUCGUAAACCCAAAUAUCGCUACAAUUCAAACAUCCCAUGAGUUGGCUCAUCAGAUUUACUUCCUUCCCGUUACUCCUGAUUACGUUGCUGCUAUUCUCGAGAAAGAACGCCCAGACGGUAUCUUUUUGACUUUCGGCGGUCAGUCGGCACUCAACGUCGGUGUAGCUCUCGAUAAAAUGGGUUUGUUUGAAAGAUUGGGCGUUCAAGUUCUCGGUACCCCAAUUAGAACUUUGGAAGUUUCCGAGGACAGGGACUUGUUCGUACAGGCUUUAAAUGAAAUCGACAUUCCAGCUGCUCAAUCUACAGCUGUCGGUACCGUUCCUGCCGCCCUUGAUGCCGCUCAGAAGAUCGGUUACCCUGUCAUCCUCCGUUCCGCCUUCUCCCUCGGUGGUCUUGGUUCUGGUUUCGCCAACAACGAAGACGAACUGCGCGAUCUCUCAGCUAAAUCUCUCAGCUUAAGUCCUCAAGUUCUUAUCGAAAAGUCUUUGAAGGGUUGGAAAGAAGUUGAGUAUGAAGUAGUGAGAGAUGCGGCAGACAAUGUCAUCAUUUGCUGCAAUAUGGAGAAUUUUGACCCACUCGGUGUCCACACUGGUGACUCUAUCGUCGUAGCUCCAUCCCAAACGCUCACUGAUGCUGAAUAUCACAUGCUCCGUUCAGCUGCUGCGAAGAUUGUUCGUCACGUCGGUGUCGUUGGUGAGUGUAACGUUCAAUACGCCCUUGAUCCACACAGCAAGCAGUACAUGGUCAUUGAAAUGAAUGCACGUCUCUCGCGUUCAUCCGCUCUCGCUUCAAAAGCUACCGGUUACCCUCUCGCGUACACGGCUGCAAAGAUUGGUCUCGGCCAUACUCUCCCUGAGCUUCCAAACGCCGUGACUAAGACGACAACUGCAUGUUUCGAGCCAUCUCUUGACUACAUCGUUACCAAAAUUCCAAAGUGGGAUUUGGCCAAGUUCCAACAUGUCCAACGUGAUACUGGAUCGUCUAUGAAAUCAGUUGGUGAAGUUAUGGCUAUCGGUCGUACAUUCGAAGAAUCUCUUCAAAAGGCUGUUCGUCAAGUCGAUCCAAAUUACCAUGGAUUCGAAGCUUAUUGGCAACCAGAAGAUCUCGAUGCUCAGCUCAUCCAACCUAAUGACCGUAGACUGUUUGCUAUUGCACACGCUAUGAUCAAUAAGGGUUACACAGUCGAAAUGCUCCAUAAUCUCACCAAGAUUGAUCGCUGGUAUCUCUACAAGCUCGACAACAUUGUUCAAAUCCACAAGCAUCUCUCUUCCCUUUCUGGACUUGAUGCUGUUAACAGGGAGCUUUUAUACCAAUCAAAGAGAGCUGGUUUCGCCGACACUCAGAUUGCCUCUCUCACCAAGUCCACCGAAGGUGAUGUUAGAAAGACCAGAAAAGAUCUUGGAAUCACACCAUUCGUCAAGAGAAUCGAUACUCUGGCUGCUGAGUUCCCUGCUCACACUAACUACCUCUACACGACAUACAAUGCCCAAUCACACGAUCUCGAGUUCAACGACAACGGUACUAUGGUUCUUGGAUCUGGUGUCUACAGAAUCGGCUCGUCUGUUGAGUUCGAUUGGUGCGCUGUUACUUGUGCUCGUGCAGUCCGCGGUAUGGACAAGAAGACCAUCAUGAUUAACUAUAACCCAGAAACUGUCUCUACUGACUUCGACGAAGCUGACCGUCUCUACUUUGAAGAACUUGGAUGGGAGCGUGUGAUGGAUAUCUACGAACUCGAAAAGGCAGAGGGUGUCAUCAUAUCUGUCGGUGGUCAACUCCCACAAAACAUUGCUCUUCGUCUUAAGCAAUCAGGCGUCAACGUCCUUGGUACUGCCCCAGAAGACAUUGAUAUGGCAGAGGAUCGUCACAAAUUCUCGAGUGUUUUGGAUUCAAUCAAUGUCGACCAACCAGCAUGGGUUGAGGCAGCUACACUUAACGACGCCAAGGCAUUUGCCUCUAAGGUUGGUUACCCAGUGCUGAUUAGACCAUCGUACGUUUUAUCAGGUGCAGCGAUGAAUGUUGUAUAUGAUGAAACAACUCUCGAGCACAACCUUUCUGCAGCAGCAAAUGUAUCACCAGACCACCCUGUUGUUGUUUCUCAAUUUAUUGAUAGUGCUCAAGAAAUCGAUGUCGAUGCUGUUGCCCACAAGGGUGAAUUGCUCGUUCAUGCUGUAUCUGAGCACGUUGAGAACGCUGGUGUGCAUUCUGGUGAUGCAACUCUUGCUCUCCCACCAUUUUCUUUGCCAGAAACUGAAAUGCCACGCUACAAGGAGAUUGCACAGAAGGUUGCCAAAGCAUUUAGGAUUUCUGGCCCAUUCAACAUGCAAGUCAUUCGCAAGGCUGGCGAAAAUGGCUCACAGCCUGAACUCAAGGUUAUCGAAUGUAACUUACGUGCAUCAAGAUCAUUCCCAUUCGUUAGUAAGGUUCUUGGAACUAACUUUAUCGAUAUCGCUACUGCUGCAAUUGUUGGUAAGAAUGUACCAGCUCCAGUCGAUUUGAUGGCUGAAAAGAGAGAUUACGUUGCUAUCAAGGUACCUCAAUUCUCUUGGACCAGAUUGGCUGGUGCUGAUCCAUAUCUCGGCGUCGAGAUGGCAUCUACUGGUGAAGUAGCCUCAUUUGGUAAAGAUAUCCACGAAGCUUACUGGGCUUCGUUGGCAUCUACUAAUGGAUUCCGCAUUCCUAAAGCUGGCAAAGGUGUUCUGGUCGGUGGAGAUAUCGCCAAGCCAGAGCUCAAAUCUGUUUCUGAAAAACUCACAAAACUAGGAUUCAAAAUGUACUGCUCUAAUGCAGACGUUGAGACUCAUCUCAAUCAAUCAGGUCUUUCACCUACAAAACGUAUCUUCUUCCCUACUAAAGAUAAGCGUAAAUUACGUGAAGUGUUCGACGAUCACGAAAUUCAGUUCGUCGUUAACCUCUCUAAGUCUCGCGGUAAAGACACAGUCGAUGAGGAUUACGUAGCUCGUCGUAACUGCGUCGAUUUCGGUUUACCUUUGUUCAACAACGCUAAACUUGCCGAGCUCUUCGUCGACGCUCUCGAAAAGAAGAUGCCUGUUGGCGGUUUAGAGGGCUAUAGAGAGGGUAAGAUUCCUUCCGAAGUUAAGUCAUGGAAGGAGUUUGUGCCUGAGGAGCGUAAAAAUUAA
Wallemia ichthyophaga EXF-994 is the source of this 5703-nucleotide messenger RNA. Its product is annotated as Carbamoyl-phosphate synthase arginine-specific large chain. Gene Ontology annotation, cellular component: cytoplasm; cytosol. Gene Ontology annotation, biological process: UTP biosynthetic process; 'de novo' pyrimidine nucleobase biosynthetic process; L-citrulline biosynthetic process. The transcript is spliced from 12 exons. The record is from RefSeq and is a predicted model, not a curated record. Gene Ontology annotation, molecular function: dihydroorotase activity; aspartate carbamoyltransferase activity; metal ion binding. Bases 1 to 5703 code for a protein of 1900 amino acids. NCBI's taxonomy places the organism in Eukaryota, Fungi, Basidiomycota, Wallemiomycetes, Wallemiales, Wallemiaceae.